Molecule: messenger RNA, 1621 nt
Organism: Thamnophis elegans (Western terrestrial garter snake)
Lineage: Eukaryota; Metazoa; Chordata; Lepidosauria; Squamata; Natricidae
Gene: YJU2B
Product: coiled-coil domain containing 130
Exons: 11
Coding region: 198-1298 (366 amino acids)
Biological process (GO): mRNA splicing, via spliceosome
Cellular component (GO): U2-type spliceosomal complex; post-mRNA release spliceosomal complex
Source: RefSeq, a predicted model, not a curated record
GGGAAGUCGAGCAGUUCUGGCGCGAGUUGAUGAUGUCAUCCGAAAGAGGCGGAGGCAAGAAGAGCAAGCGAAGGGACGGGGGAGUAUCCUGAUUGCCAACCAACUGGAGAUGUUGGGGGUUGCAUUCCCACCUUUCUGAAGUGCCUGAAAAUUUUUCUCCUAGACUAUCACUCUUGCCUGACUAAAUCACUAUCACCAUGGGGGAAAGGAAAGGAGUCAACAAGUAUUACCCACCUGAUUUUGAUCCAGCCAAGCAUGGCUCCCUUAACAAAUAUCGCAAUAGCCAUCCGUUGCGGGAAAGAGCUCGUAAACUGUCCCAGGGUAUCCUCAUCAUCAGAUUUGAGAUGCCCUAUAAUAUUUGGUGUGAUGGCUGCCAGAAUCACAUUGGGAUGGGUGUUCGCUAUAAUGCAGAGAAGAAGAAGGUCGGUAAUUAUUACACCACUCCUAUUUUCAGGUUCCGUAUGAAGUGCCACCUUUGCCCCAACUACAUUGAGAUGCAGACUGAUCCUGCCAGCUGUGACUAUGUCAUUGUCAGUGGUGCCCGGCGCAAGGAAGAGCGCUGGGAUGCUGAAGCCAGUGAACAAGUAAUGGCCACAGCCCACGAGGAAAAGCAGAAGCUGGAGACAGAUCCUAUGUACCGAUUGGAGCACGGCACACAGGAUCAGAGCAAGCUUCAGCGAGCCCUCCCUACGCUCCAGAAUAUCCAAGAGGCUCAAAGUGCCUGGAAGGAUGAUUUCGCGCUCAACAGCCGCCUUCGGCGGAAGUUCAGGGAAGAGAAGAAAGUUCUCCAAGAAGAAGAGAAAAAAGACCUUGCUUUGCAGGCAAGAGCAAACUUAAGUAUUCCACUUGUACAGGAAGCUGAAGAAGAUCGGCAUCUGGCAGCUCUCCUCAAGUACCAGAGCCUUGAUUCCUACGAAGACAGACAGAAACAAAAACGCAAUGAGAUUGUAGAUCGCCCGUGGUUCUCAAGUUCCAAGACCAAUGACACCCUGAAAAAGUUGGCAUUUGUUGGGAGAUCACCCUCUAGCAAGUCCCUUGUACCUCUGAACAGCCUCGGUGUCGUGUGUCGGAAAUCCAGGGAUGCCAAGCAAACUCCCAGCGAAGGGGAGAGCAACGCCUCGGAUGCCCCGGCACAAGUCAACAGGCAGGACAGCGGAGCGAGUGAAAUGCCCUUCGACUCUCCCGCGAGGCCUUCAGGAGGCUCCCAAAAAGCGGAGAGGAGCCCCCCCUCUACUUUUGCUGCUUCUCUUGUUGCAGAUUAUUCAGAUUCUGCAUCUGGUUCAGAUGCUGAACUUUGAACCGAGUUUAUGGAUAUAGAGAGAGAAAAUAUGGCCGGAAAUGAUGUGCAAAUCAAUGUCUUUUUUUCCCCCCCUCCAAACAACAAAAGUACUCUUUGCAGUUGGUACAUGAAGCAGUUGGAAUAUGUGAAUAGAAGUGUAUGCGAGUCUGUGUGUGUGCGUUUGUGUGAGUGUGAGAGAGAGGGGGGGGGGGGAGAGCAUUCCAUGGCCAACUACCUUUUGCUGUUUUUUUCUUACAUCGUCUGCACUUGUUCCCCAAUUCUUUAAACAUCAGCCCAUUGUUUGGUCCCAAGUGUCAUAAAAUAAACAAUGCUAUCUCCUUA